This is a messenger RNA of Verticillium alfalfae VaMs.102, 870 nucleotides long. Its product is annotated as acetyltransferase. The record is from RefSeq and is a predicted model, not a curated record. The transcript has 3 exons. Bases 1 to 870 code for a protein of 289 amino acids. NCBI's taxonomy places the organism in Eukaryota, Fungi, Ascomycota, Sordariomycetes, Glomerellales, Plectosphaerellaceae.
AUGACCAACUCUGUCCCCGCCCAAACCUUCUCCGAAGUCCCGGAUGGGAUCCUGGACCUCCUCAUCCUCCAUCUGCCGUACUCUUUGAGUCUCGUACGCCGCCUCCAGUACACGGCUGCUUCUCCCACCGGCAAAACCCCCAGCGCUCACAUCGUCGUGGCCUCUGAUAGUCCGCCAGCAGAGCCCACACGUCACGAUGCCGCCUUCGAUGCCACCGCUCGCCAUUUCACGGUCUCCUACUUCGACCCGUCCCGCGGCCCUGAAACCCAGGCUUGGAUCUACUCGACGCUCGAAGACGCCCACGCCCGUGACUCAUCCGUCGUCCUGACCCAGGACGAGAGGGCGCACUGCGAGAAGCAGAUCCUCGCCGUUGUGUCCGAGAUCAAGCAUAUCGCUCGCGAGUACGAUGCAGUGGAGCCCCUCGCCUUCCCUCGCCAGGUCAUAGUCGGCACCCUCCACCAUGCCGUACGCGCCGUCAUGCGCAAGCACGACGUUUCCCUGACCCAUCGCCACGACUAUCAGAAGAUCAUAUUUCCGUUCGAUAAGCUGCCCUCGGCUGAUGCAGCGCUGCCAGCGGGCCUGAGCUUCGAGACCACAACGCUGGAGGAUUGUCACAUCGUCAAGUCGCGGACGGACAUUCCGCGCAAAGUUCUCCACUGCGAAGAGCAACACCGACGCAAAGGCUUGGCUCGCGCCGUGGCCGCCAAGGUCAUCCGCGAGAGGACACGCUUCUUCGGUAGCGAACCGUGGUCCUCAUCCGAGGUUGCGCCAACGAACGUGAGCAGCCACGCCAUGUGCAAAAGUCUCAACGGAGAGAUCAAGUGGGAUGUUAGCUGGACGCUUCUUGGGAUAGAGGAGAAUAGUUCAUAA